Messenger RNA from Dufourea novaeangliae, 2504 nucleotides. It is a transcript of the gene Mcm6, whose product is annotated as DNA replication licensing factor Mcm6. Gene Ontology annotation, cellular component: MCM complex; nucleus. Gene Ontology annotation, biological process: mitotic DNA replication; double-strand break repair via break-induced replication; DNA replication initiation. The transcript is spliced from 11 exons. The record is from RefSeq and is a predicted model, not a curated record. NCBI's taxonomy places the organism in Eukaryota, Metazoa, Arthropoda, Insecta, Hymenoptera, Halictidae. The coding region runs from base 60 to 2504 and encodes 814 amino acids. Gene Ontology annotation, molecular function: ATP binding; single-stranded DNA binding; single-stranded 3'-5' DNA helicase activity.
UCGAAUGAAGUGUAAUUCUUUAUAUACAUAUACAAAUUAGAGUUAAUAAUAAUUGAAAAAUGGAUGUCGGUGAUACUCAAGAUUUUCAAAGACGUGUACCUGAUGAAGUUGGAAUUAAGUGUCAAAAGUUAUUUCAAGACUUUUUGGAAGAGUUUAAAGAAGAUGGAGUUGUGAAGUAUCUGGAACCAGCGAAAGAACUUAUAAGCCCAGAACAUAGUACAUUAGAAGUGACUUUUGAUGAUGUAGAUGAAUACAAUCAAGUACUUUCAACGACUAUUGUUGAAGAAUAUUACAGGGUUUAUCCAUAUCUUUGUCAAGCAUUGUGUAAUUUUGUCAAAGAUAUAGCAGAAUUAAGAAAAGAAAAGGAAUGUUAUGUCAGUUUUAUAGAAGUACCCACCAGGCAAAAGUUAAGAGAAUUAAAUGCAUCAAAAUUGGGUACACUGAUACGUAUAUCUGGACAAGUAAUAAGAACACAUCCUGUUCACCCAGAGUUAGUGCUUGGAACAUUUGUUUGUAUGGACUGCAAUACUGUCAUAAAAAAUGUAGAACAACAAUUUAAGUUUACGAAUCCGACAAUUUGUCACAACCCGGUUUGCAGUAACAGACGACGUUUUAUGCUAGAUGUGGAUAAUUCAGUAUUUGUAGAUUUCCAAAAAAUCAGAGUACAAGAGACUCAAGCAGAGCUGCCUAAGGGUUGUAUUCCACGCUCGCUUGAAAUAAUUUUAAGAUCUGAGGCAGUAGAAACUGUACAGGCAGGAGAUAGAUAUGAUUUUACAGGAACUAUGAUAGUUGUACCUGAUGUUAGUGUCCUUUCUCUUCCUGGUGUAAAGGCAGAUGUUAAAUCAAAGCGUCAAAAAGUUACAGAACAAGGAGAAGGUAUAACAGGUUUAAAAUCGUUAGGAACUAGAGAACUGACAUAUAAAACGGCAUUCUUGGCUUGUAGUGUUACCGCAACAAGUUUCAGGUUCGGUGGAACUGAAACAAACAUGGAUGAAAUAUCUCAAGAAAUGAUGAAAAAGCGGAUGUCUGAAGCAGAAUGGAAUCGUAUAUAUGAAAUGAGUCGCGACAAAAAUCUUUAUCAGAAUUUUAUUAAUAGUCUAUUUUCUUCGAUACAUGGUAAUGAUGAAGUGAAAAAAGGCAUUACUCUAAUGCUUUUUGGCGGGGUGGCGAAGACAACGUUAGAAGGCAUUUCGUUGCGAGGAGAUAUAAAUUGUUGUAUCGUUGGUGAUCCUAGUACAGCAAAAUCUCAAUUCUUGAAAAGUGUUGCUGAGAUUACUCCAAGAGCAGUUUACACUUCAGGAAAAGCAUCUUCGGCAGCUGGUUUAACAGCUGCUGUAGUAGGAGACGAAGAAUCUUCUGACUUUGUUAUUGAAGCGGGUGCUUUAAUGCUUGCUGAUCAAGGUAUUUGUUGUAUAGAUGAAUUCGAUAAAAUGGAUCCUAGGGAUCAGGUCGCUAUUCACGAAGCUAUGGAGCAGCAAACAAUUUCGUUGGCCAAGGCUGGCAUAAGAGCAACUCUAAAUGCUCGAACAUCAAUAUUAGCAGCAGCAAAUCCCAUUGGAGGGCGAUAUGACAGGAAAAAAUCUUUGCAACAAAAUGUUCAACUAACAGCUCCCAUUAUGUCUAGAUUUGAUUUAUUCUUUAUAAUAGUUGAUGAAUGUAAUGAAAUUGUGGAUAAUGCGAUAGCUAAACGAAUCGUCGAUUUACACUGUGAUAAUUGGCAAGAUUUUGAAACAGUAUACUCACAGUCAGAGAUUGUUAGAUACAUUAAUUUUGCUAAACAUUUUAAACCUAUACUGAAUCAGGCAGCUGCUGAUUUUUUAAUUGAUGGAUAUACAACACUUAGGCAAAAGACUGGUAGUGGUUCUGGAACGUGGAGAGUUACUGUUCGACAGUUAGAAAGUCUCAUUAGACUAGCAGAAGCUAUGGCUAAAUUAGAAUGCUCCGAUGAAGUUACUAUAAAGCAUGUCAAGGAAGCAAAACGUUUAUUGAGUAAAAGUAUUGUUACUGUAGAACAACCAGAUAUAGACUUAGAAGAAGCCGAAGAUGGAAAUCUGAAUGUUGAUAUGGAUGAUGCUCCACCACUUAUGGCUGCUUUAAAUGCACUCGAUAAUAACGAUAAGCCAAGUGACACACAACAAAUAGAAGAAGUGCAUAAAAAGAAGUUAAUAAUGUCCUUCGAAGAGUACAAGAGUUUGUCUAAUAUGUUGAUAUUGUAUAUGAGAAAUGAAGAAGCUCGCGCUGAAUUGUCUCCUGGCGACACCAAAGGUGGAUUAAGAAAAACAGAAUUAGUGGCAUGGUACCUUGAUCAAAUACAGGAUCAAAUAGAUUCCGAAGAAGAAUUACUAGAAAGGAAAAGCUUUAUUGAGAAAAUUAUUGAUAGAUUAACAUAUCAUGAUCAAAUUAUAAUACCUCUUCACACAAUUGAACUCAGAGGACACGAUAAAGAAGAUGAAGAAGAUGAUCCUUUGCUUGUUACACAUCCUAAUUACAUUAUUGAUACUUAA